Lampris incognitus (smalleye Pacific opah) is the source of this 1687-nucleotide messenger RNA. RefSeq names its product ubiquitin-conjugating enzyme E2Ka (UBC1 homolog, yeast) (gene ube2ka). Gene Ontology annotation, molecular function: protein binding; ubiquitin conjugating enzyme activity. The record is from RefSeq and is a predicted model, not a curated record. Lineage: Eukaryota; Metazoa; Chordata; Actinopteri; Lampriformes; Lampridae. Gene Ontology annotation, biological process: proteasome-mediated ubiquitin-dependent protein catabolic process; protein polyubiquitination. The transcript has 6 exons. Bases 547 to 840 code for a protein of 97 amino acids. Gene Ontology annotation, cellular component: nucleus.
AUGUUUCCAGCAGCACCAACCACUGUGUCCUACUCCACACGUUAAGUGAUAGAUACAUGUCGUUGGGCUAUUUGAUCGUUUUAUUUUAUUGACUAUCUCGCCGUGACUGAAGUCAAUCGCGGGAGUAAACUUAAAGCCGUUGUUAUUUAAAUAUAUAUGUUUUGUUUGUUUGUUUGUUUGUUUGUUUUUUUGGCGUGGCGUUAUCCAAAAGAAAGUGACAGAGCCAGGGCGAAACGAAAGUACGAGACAAGCUAACGUUAGCUAGUCGAUUCGGACGGCUGACGCCGAGAGCCAGGCCCGAACCGAGCAGAGACACGGGGGGAAGAGAAUCAUGGCUAACAUCGCGGUUCAGAGGAUAAAACGAGAAUUCAAGGAGGUUGUCAAAAGUGAAGAGGGGGUAGAUAUCAACUAGAAAUUAAAAUUCCAGAAACAUAUCCUUUCAAUCCACCCAAGGUGCGGUUUAUCACAAAGAUCUGGCAUCCCAAUAUUAGCUCAGUCACAGGCGCAAUAUGUCUGGAUAUUCUGAAAGACCAGUGGGCAGCAGCUAUGACACUGAGGACUGUCCUUCUGUCACUACAAGCUUUAUUGGCAGCUGCAGAACCAGAUGACCCACAGGAUGCUGUGGUAGCCAAUCAGUACAAGCAGAACCCAGAGAUGUUUAAACAGACAGCAAGGCUCUGGUCUCACGUCUACGCCGGUGCUCCCGUAUCCAGUCCAGAGUACACACGCAAAAUAGACAAACUUUGUGCCAUGGGCUUUGAAAAAGAUGCAGUAAUAGUGGCAUUGUCAUCAAAAUCCUGGGAUGUGGAGACGGCGACAGAGCUACUGCUCAGUAACUGAAUCUUUGACAUUUUCCAAUCAUCCCCCUUUUGAUCCUGAGGCCAACCUCACCCAUGACUAGACACCUGUCUUGCCCGGUUUCCCUCUGUCUGAAGAUGUCUUUAUCCUCCAUCGUGCCCCCAUCUGCUUCAUGGUGCACCCUUUCCCUUUAUUGAUCUUUUGCCCAUCCCCUCCCCUUUUCAUCUCUCUCUCAUCUCCUUAGCCUUGUACCAUAUUCUGAUCAGUUGCUCUGUGAGCGCUCAUCACUUUGGGUUUUUUAGUCAUUCAACAUUCCACUCAGUUCAACAAUCAUGUCCCGCCCAUGUAUAUCAGUCUCCAAAUUCUGUGGCUGUGUCCAAGUAGGUUAUCAGUGGCUUAUUGUUGCCUACGCGGUGCAUUUACAUUCACUCGUGAAAACCUUGUAGGGGAAAGUCAAGCCAUGCACAAAGGUUUUCUUGGACAUAGUCUGGAUUUUCUUUAAGUAUAACUGAGGAUUUUGCAUACCAGCCACACCCAUUUUCACCCAGUUGUCCCCUGUUUGGCUGUCUGACCAACCCAUGACUGAAGCAGGUUAUACCCUCUCCUUAUACCCAUCGAUGAUACCCUUUAAUUUGUUCCGUCUCUGUCUUUACCCUUCUUUUUUUUUAAAUUUGGUUCUGGCCUCCUACAGGAAUACAUUUGCAUUCCUGUUUUUAAAAUGAACUACAACAAAAACGAUAAAGCUCACAUCACUGUUCACUGGUAAUGCAACCUAAGACUGGAAGGAAAUAAUUGAAAAAGAGUUUUAAAAAUACUGCAUCAGCUGAACUAAGCCAACAGAGAAAAAAAUGUCAAACUGAGUCAUCUGUAAAUAAAGAUAUUAAAGUCU